AUGGCAUCACGCCCCCCGGUUUUCGACGAAACGGUAAGCAGCUGGAGCACGUACAGGAUACGCCUGGAAGCGUAUUUCGAGGGAAAUGAAAUCACCGACAGUGCAAAGCGCCGUGCUCUUCUGGUGUCUUCGUUGAGCGAUAAUGUCGUCCGCCUCUUGCAAGGUCGCCUUUCAACCGUGUCGGUCAACAGCCGAACCUACGAGCAAAUCGUUGAAUACCUGGAGGAACAGUACAAUCCCCAAGUUAAUGAAACAGCAGCAAGUGUCUCGUUCUUCAUGCGCAAGCAACAGGGAGAUGAGAGCGUUCGGGAAUACAUCUCCGACCUCCGAAGAUUGGCGAAGAAUUGCAAUUUCGGCGACUCCCUGAAUCGGAUGCUGCGAGACCGCAUCGUAUGCGGCAUUCGGGAUGACGAUGCCCGUCGUUGCCUCCUUACGCACAAGAAGCUAAGAGUCGAGGAGGCGGAGGAAUUCACUAUAGCAUCGGAAAAAGCACUGAACGACGUGCGAGACAUGCGCGAAGGGCUCCCGGAGACGACAAUGAGCAGCACCAACGUUUUGCAGUCACAGCAAGGGCGGCGGCAUUGUACACAGCGGGGCAAUGAAGCAAGCAGGCAUGCGUGCGAUCGAUGUGGUGGCCCCCACGCUACGCGCACAUGCCGUCAUCGCAACGCAAGAUGCUAUCAUUGCGGCAUUACAGGACACCUGACAAAGGUGUGCAGCCAGGGGCGUUCCCGGGCGACGGGCGCAUUUGCCGUAGAGCCAACAGAAGGUGAGAGCGAAGAAGAGAUGCUGCUUGCUCUCGUUGCUCACAGCUCGGGCGACGGAGCUACAUUGAAGCCACGCGAGGAAAAUUUGACGGUCAAAUAUUCUUCAACUACUCCACGAUACCCAUCCCGGCAUGACGGCUAUGGAGCGUCUGGCGCGCUCAUUGUUUUGGUAUCCCGGAUUGGACCACGACAUUGA
Messenger RNA from Rhipicephalus sanguineus (brown dog tick), 963 nucleotides. RefSeq lists its product as uncharacterized. NCBI's taxonomy places the organism in Eukaryota, Metazoa, Arthropoda, Arachnida, Ixodida, Ixodidae. Gene Ontology annotation, molecular function: nucleic acid binding; zinc ion binding. Bases 1 to 963 code for a protein of 320 amino acids. The record is from RefSeq and is a predicted model, not a curated record. The transcript has a single exon.